This is a messenger RNA of Cadophora gregata, 1623 nucleotides long. RefSeq lists its product as uncharacterized. The record is from RefSeq and is a predicted model, not a curated record. Bases 1 to 1623 code for a protein of 540 amino acids. Gene Ontology annotation, biological process: intracellular calcium ion homeostasis. Gene Ontology annotation, molecular function: enzyme regulator activity. The transcript has 2 exons. Gene Ontology annotation, cellular component: endoplasmic reticulum membrane. Lineage: Eukaryota; Fungi; Ascomycota; Leotiomycetes; Helotiales; Ploettnerulaceae.
AUGUCUCACAGAGGUCAUCCGACUCCAUUAUCUUCCAAUCCUCCCUCCUCAACUUUCAAUGCACAGCGUACGGAAGUAACAUUCUCACCCAACACUUGGGAACCUUCGCCGCAUCGCCCCGUGUCCCGAACAUCAUCCAGGGCAGCAUCCCGAGAGCCUGCAAUCGCGUCAUCAAAGGCGAACGGGAACGGUUCUGCAAAGUACACAAGUGGAAAGAGUACUUUGUCAUUGGGGGAGGAAGACCACAGUGAUCUCGACUCGGACUUGGAUCUGGAAGAGAUGGGGGACAGGAGGCCCCCUUUACACAAACCUGCCGACAGGCGAUCGCAGCAGCCUCUGUUGCACAAGGACGAUGAAGAAAGAGGCAGGACAGGAUAUGAUAAUGCCCCAGAUCCGCCAGAUAGGCCACCUCUCUUUACCAGGCGCUCGACCAUGCGGAGCAGAAGUCCAGAUACACAGGCAAAGUUGGCUACAAGGAAGAAGUACACGUAUGCUGCUUUCUUCUUGGGUUUGAGUCUGGUCAGUUUUGUGAUUCAGACAGAAACUGCGGUCUACAUUCAGCAUGAACUGGGAUGGAAUAAGGCCUAUUGUAUGCUAUAUUUCACUCAUGGAUCUUGGUCGUUAUUAUGGCCCUUUCAACUCCUUAUACUUCGAUUACAAAAGUGGAAGAUGCCAUGGGAGACGUUCUGGCGGAGACAUGUAUACCUCGUUCGAACGACUGCGCAGAUGGUUGAAACACAAGAAUUAUCUGUCCCUCGAAAUCAACAUUCCCCAGUUCCAUAUAUGCUCCGCAAGACAGCCUUAGUUACAUGUGCCUUGACAGUUGCGGGAGGAUCAUGGUACGUUGCAGUUAAUUUGACUUCACCGUCAGAUUUGACUGCGAUUUACAACUGCUCUGCUUUCUUCGCCUACGCUUUCAGUGUACCUCUGUUGCAUGAGAAGCUUCGGCUAGACAAGUCCUUUGCAGUGGCUGUUGCCAUUGUCGGCGUUUUGAUUGUAGCAUAUGGAGAUGCUACCCCUACCAAGCAUGGAGGGAAAUCGGGAGGCUCAGUUGAAGGUGGUGACAAGGAGGACAGUGAGGCAAGCAACCGUGUUGCAGGAAAUCUCAUUAUAGGAGUUGGAAGUGUUCUCUACGGAUUCUACGAAGUUCUCUACAAAAAACUGGCAUGUCCUCCGGAAGGCACUAGCCCAGGCCGAGGGAUGAUAUUCGCCAACACUUUUGGAUCCUUGAUCGGAAGUUUCACCUUGCUUGUCCUGUGGAUUCCUCUCCCAAUCCUGCAUAUCACUGGACUGGAGAAAUUUGAGCUUCCUCGAGGUGAAGCUGCUUGGCUCUUGUGCAUUUCCGUUUUGGCCAAUGCAGUCUUUUCCGGAAGCUUCCUUGUCCUUAUCAGUCUUACGAGUCCGGUCCUGAGCAGUGUGGCCGCACUCCUCACAAUCUUCCUCGUAGCGAUCGUGGAUUGGAUGUGGACAGGCGUCCCUCUCAGUCCAGCCGCAAUUAUCGGUGGAUUGCUUAUUAUUGCAGCUUUCUUGUUAUUAAGUUGGAGUACCUAUAGAGAAAUGGCCGAGGAGACGAAGAAGAAGCAGAUCGAUCUGAGUGACGAGGAUAGCUCGAACGAGGAUUAA